CCGAAAUCUCAGUGCGCCUGCGCCUUCAAGUUCAUUCGAGGAAGUGGGUAGGACGGGCAGAUUCUGAAGCGGACAGAGAAGAGUUUGUUGUUGACUUUAUUCCAGAGGAUAAACGCCUCGCCAUUCUUCCAAAAUGUCGGAGUUUGAUACCAACCCCUUCGCGGAACCCAGCAACAUUAACCCAUUCAAUGAUCCUUCAGUCACUCAGGUGACAAACUCCAGCAUUGAACCGGUUGACCAGUAUAACCCCUUCCCCCCAUCCAGUGACUUUGCCGGAGCUCAGACGACCCCGGCCUCCACCGCCCCCUACCAGCCGGCCGUGUUGCAGCCGUCCACAGAACCCAGUCCACAGGCGUCUGCCGCCGCAGCUCAGGCCAACCUGCUGAGGCAGCAGGAAGAGCUGGAGAGGAAAGCAGCCGAACUGGACCGCAGGGAGCAGGAGCUGCAGAACCGGGCCCCCACAGGUAAAGAGAACAACUGGCCUCCACUUCCCAAGUUCUUCCCCAUCCAACCUUGUUUCUAUCAGGACUUCUCAGAGGAAAUCCCUGCCGAGUACCAGAGAGUCUGCAAAAUGAUGUACUACCUGUGGAUGUUUUACUCUGUGACUCUGUUCCUCAACCUGCUGGCGUGUCUGGCCUACUUCAUCGAUGACACAAAACAUGGAGUCGACUUCGGCCUCUCCAUCCUCUGGCUCGUUCUCUUCACGCCCUGCUCCUUCCUCUGCUGGUACCGGCCAGUCUACAAGGCCUUCAGGAGCGACAGCUCCUUCAACUUCUUCUUCUUCUUCUUUGUGUUUUUCUGCCAUGUGGCCGUCGUCAUCAUCCAGGCUGUGGGCAUCCCCUUCUGGGGAAACAGCGGUUGGAUUUCUGCCUUCUCUGAGAUCGGCAACGGCAAAAAAGCGGUGGGAGGCAUCAUGAUCAUCGUGGCCUGCCUCUUCACGAUCGGGGCCGUGAUGUCUGUCGUCCUGCUGAAGAUGGUCCACAGUAUGUACCGCCGCACCGGGGCCAGUUUCCAGAAGGCCCAGCAGGAGUUCUCCCAGGGCGUGGUCACCAGCAAGGGCUUCCAGACGGCAGCCACCGGAGCAGCGUCCGCUGCCGCCCGCGGAACCUUCCAGGGAAACAACUAAAAGGCCGACUGAGCUCAAAUCAACGCUCACCGUAGUUUCUGGUUUCUGCGUCUGCAGCCAAGUGACGACAUCCAGCUGUGUGUGUGUGUGUGUGUGUGAGAAGAGCAGCUGAGGGGAAAGUCAGUCAUCAAAUAAAAACUAGAGAGGAAGACACAAAUGAAGAUUAACGAUGUCCAUUUCAGCAUGCCUCUGCUUUGUAUAUGUUUUCUGACAAUGCUCUUAUGUUUGUGUGUGUGUGUGUGUGUGUGUGAGAGAGACAGGCCGGUUCCAUGUGGGAGCAGGGUGUUUGUCCACUAAAGGUGGAUCCUGAAUAUAACAGAGAUGAAGUGUUUUGUUUUGUCAUUGAUCUAACUUGUUUUGUCUCAGAAUCUGCAGAAUUAUGGAAAAUAAGCCGUGUUUUGUUGUAUUUGCUUCAACAUGGACAUUACUGUAAAUAUAGAUUUUGAAUCGGUCAGCAAA
Messenger RNA from Poecilia latipinna (sailfin molly), 1585 nucleotides. RefSeq names its product secretory carrier membrane protein 2 (gene scamp2). The transcript is spliced from 9 exons. Bases 134 to 1126 code for a protein of 330 amino acids. Gene Ontology annotation, cellular component: recycling endosome membrane; trans-Golgi network membrane. Gene Ontology annotation, biological process: protein transport. The record is from RefSeq and is a predicted model, not a curated record. Lineage: Eukaryota; Metazoa; Chordata; Actinopteri; Cyprinodontiformes; Poeciliidae.